AUGGCUGCAUCUGCGUUGCUCGGAGCCAACUCCUUGAUCUCAUUGAAGCAAAACUCCCCAAUCCCCUUCUCCCGUCUUCGUUCUCUCCCCACCAAACCACUCCAGUUCACCUACUUCACCACAGCUACCUUGAAAACGCAACCCUUCUCUUCUUCUUCUCCCAAAUAUGAUCUGAAACUUAAAUGCUCCUCGGAGAAUAAUCACUUCACAUCAGACGAUGCCUCUCAGUCAGAAGUCAACCCAACACAAGACCCACUUGAGACCAUCGCCAAUGAAAUAUUAUCGAAUGUUCUCAAGGGACUGAACACACCUGCAGUAGAGAACCCACCAUUUGAUGCUAUCUUCAAUGAAACAUUCUCGAACGCUCUCAAGGGACUCAAAACACCAAAAGAGAAUCCUAACCCACUUGAGGCUAUCUUCAAUGAAACAUUAGCGAGUGCUCUCAAGGUACUCAAGACACCUGCCAUGGCUGCCGUGUUGUUGAGUUUGUUAUUGACGUUUAACUCGAACUCGUCGUGGGCCGCCUCGGGUGGUCGGGUCGGGGGAAGCUCGUUCUCCUCACGCUCUUCGUCAUCAUCCUCGUCAGGGUCGUCGUCUUAUUCUUCUUCAUCAUCGUCGUAUAGAUCUUCAAGUUCUUCACCUUCGUAUUCGGACACGUCUUCAAGUUCUUCACCUUCGUAUUCGUACACGUCUUCAAGUUCUUCACCUUCGUAUUCGUCAUAUUCAACGCCUUCAUCAUCGAGUUCUUCGUCUACUACCUCAAUGUCCGAGGCCGUAAUUUCGCUGUGCAUAAUCCUUCUGAUUUUGGUUCUGUUGGCUAUCUGUGUGUCCUCUGUGGGCGAGGGCGCGGGCGCGGGAGCUGGCCUGGCCGCAUAUUCUAGUGUUGCUGCGACCUUAAACGUUGUUAAGCUUCAGGUUGGUUUGUUGGGUACAGCUCGAGCACUCCAAAAAGAUCUUGAUCGUAUCGCCGAAACUGCUAAUACUUCUACCCGCAAGGGCUUAAGCUAUGUCUUGACAGAGGCAACUGUAGCUUUGCUUAGACAUCCUGAUUAUUGGAUCUCAAGUUAUUCAUCUGUUACUCCAAAUCAUAACAUGGAGGAUGCGGAGAAAUGCUUCAAUAAAAUUUCUAUUGAAGAGAGGGCUAAAUUUGAUGAAGAGACGCUUGUCAACGUGAACAACCAAAAAAGAAAAAGCUCGACAAGCAAGGCUGAUGAUGGAUUCCAAAACGAAUAUAUAGUGGUGACAUUAUUAGUUGCGAUUGAAGGGAGGCAUAAGUUGCCCACCAUCAAUGGCAGCGCUGACUUAAAGGAAGCAUUGAAAAGUCUCGGAUCCAUUCCUUCAAAGAAUAUACUGGCAGCAGAAGUGUUAUGGACUCCACAGGAAGAAAAUGACACACUGUCCGAGGAGGAACUAAUAGAAGAUUACCCACUUCUGAAGCGUUUAUAGGAGAGAAUAUGGUUUGCAAAUUUAAAAGUUGUGUUCAAG
Molecule: messenger RNA, 1485 nt
Organism: Rosa chinensis
Lineage: Eukaryota; Viridiplantae; Streptophyta; Magnoliopsida; Rosales; Rosaceae
Exons: 6
Coding region: 1-1446 (481 amino acids)
Cellular component (GO): chloroplast
Source: RefSeq, a predicted model, not a curated record